UAAGCUCAAUCAAUGGAAGGCUAUGAAGAAGACGAUGACACUCAUUUCUGCAUCAAGUGUAAUUUGACAAUUCAUGGGCUCGACAAUUAUGUGCAGCAUCGUCGAUCAGGCUGCCGACCAUCGGAUGCUAAAAUCGAGAUGGUUCACGAGCCACCUUCGACGCCGACAACGGUGUCCUAUCCCGAAUGUCUAAACGCAGACGCAUUCUUCAGCUCGUUAGAAUUACAGAGUAACACCCGACAACGAGCGACAACUUUACUGGAUAACAGAAAAUUCAAGAAAGAUGACAAAAGAAAGAAAGACCAGAAAGGUCAGGUGGAUGGUGAUGAGCCCGGCACGAAGGAUAAACUUCACAGCAUGUUACCCGCGGUCAGCGAUCUGGACGAACCGCCCGAUCUGUGCAUCCAGUCCCUCAAGCCGACAACCCUCGAACGAAAGAGGCACGAGAAUCAGCAGAGUUGGUUAGAUGACACCAUUCUCGCUGACCUUUCUUUGGGGAAUAGCGCGAACAAGAAGCUGGCGAGAUACGACUUCGAGUACGAUGACUCCGAAGACGAUAUCCUGGAGGGGGAAUUGGGGGAAGAUUCCUAUUCGGAUUCAGAUGACGGCGAAAAUCCACGGGAAGGUCCACCGCGAGAUCACACUGGUGGAAAGUGGAAGCCCGGACUGGACGAUUUGCCGCAGGACACGCCGCAUAUGCAUGAGGAGGAUGCAGCAGAGCCCGACAAUGAUCAUCAGGAACAUCCCCCGCCAACAUAUACUGGCGGUAAAUGGCGACCCGCGGAGACAUCACAAAAGGUCGAGGAAUACGAAAGCAAGGACACAUCCGGACAGCCGCCGCCAGGAUACACGCGAGGGAAAUGGGUACCGGGUGCACGAACGGAUAUCGAGUCGGGAUAUUGGUGCAAUCCUUGCGGCAGGAAGCUCGCAUCGCGAUUGGUUUACAACAGGCAUCUGCUCUCUGAUUUGCACGCCAGGAGGAGCAUUAGAGAACUUGACGGUGGAGCUCUCCAUCUACGGCGCGGAAUAAAUUCGCACGCAAGAGUGUCCAGAAGAGUGUCCACUCGUAAAAAGAUUUCGAGGACGAAGGAAGAGCCCGAGCAAAAGAAAGUUAAGAAAGGUCUGCGUCAAAGGGAGAAGGAGAGAAUUCUCUGCGAGAUGUGCCGCACGCGCGUGAGGAGGCCUCAAAUGGGUAAACAUUUGCUUUCCCAUUACCAUUGCCGUGUGUCAGGUGUCCUCGUGAAUCCACGCAAUCCAAGCGUACGCCGUUUCCUUCUGGAGCACAUAGCGAACGUGGUUCGACAAAGCCCCUUCCAAUGUGCUUCUUGUCGUUUUUACUGCAACACCGAGGAGACGUUUCUGCUUCAUUGGCGUUCCGAUCUUCACUCUAAGACCGUAGAACAGAUCAGCGGCAGUUGCCGAUGCACUCCGUGUAACUUCUGGUGCGCAGACAACGCGACAAUGGAGUCUCACCUUCUAAGUACGAGUCAUCGUGACGUCGUAUCGAUGAUGAAGGGUUCCGUGCCGGUGGUAAUUAGUCGUCAACGUAUGUUAUCCUGCUGCAGUUGUGAUCGGCAAUUUCAAUACAACUUCCAGCUGCGGUUGCACGCCAAAGAGACUGGUCACACCGUGAGCCAUACCGCGUCGGACGUGUAUCAACAGCGCAUGAAGUGCGAUAUAUGCUCCCAAGUCCUCCGGUCCUUAGUCGCGCUUCAGCGUCAUCAGCUGACCAGUCACAUCGCCAAGGACAAAGAGAAAGGCGAGAUCGCGACAGACGCGCGACCAGCGCCGUACUUCUGUUCCUUCUGUUUGAUGAACUUCACUACCGCCCAAGAAGCAGUUCUGCAUCGGAGAACCACUAGUCACAAGGAAGCCGUAAAAGCACGCAAAAGCGAGGCAGGUCUAUUAGACACAGUGCGGGAGUGUCCUCACUGUGAUCAAAAGCAGCCGAAUCUCGCGGCGCAUAAGAGUCAUCUUCUUCUUUGUCAUCCAGAGCUUUGCCAUCGAUGUCCUCGAUGUGGCACGCUUUUCGCCCUGUCACAAGACGUCACUAGGCACACGCGAGAAGGUAAUUGUUUGAAGAACGAUGCACUGAACGCUGCUGAAACUGAAAGUAACGAGAAAGAAUGGAAAUGUAAGGAGUGCAUCUUUUCCACGGAUUCCAAAGCCGAAUUCAUUUUUCACGAAGCCCUGCAUACCGGUGCCGUUCAAGAAACGGAUAAAAAGACUUCGAGCAAAUUGCCGAAAUAUAAGUGCCCGACUUGUGCGAAGAUUUUCCCGAAACCAUCACUACGAAAUCACAUUAGGCAGCAUACUGGAGAAAAACCCUUUUCAUGUAUGAAGUGUUCGAUCUCAUUCUCGAGAAGAUCGCACCUCAUUAUUCAUCAGAGGAUAUGCAAUACUUCGUCGAAAUCUCUGGACAAAACUGGUCGUCGGCGGAACUUCAUCUGUUCGCAUUGCAAAGAAGGCUUCUACACAAAACAUGCCCUUCGACAGCACAUGCUGCGACACGCUGGUAAGAAGUACAAGUGUGGCCUUCCGGGUUGUCCAACGAUUCUUCGUACUGCAACCGAGCUCAAGACCCAUCGAAGGUUGGUCCAUGACAACAUUGAGAAGCAGUAUUCAUGCCCUGAUUGCUCUUACGCGGCUAAAACGAAAACCCAAUUGCGCAGGCACAGAAUACGGCACGAAGAUUCCGCGAACACCGAGAAGGUUCAAAUCCAUUCCUGCACUUAUAAAGGCUGCAAUUUUAAGACGAAACUCGGUUCGAAUCUGCGGAGACACGUGCGACUGCAUACAGGUGUCAAACCAUACAAGUGUCGACAUUGUUCCUACGCCAGUAAUACUUUGGAAAAUCUUCGGAAGCACAUACUAUCGACGAAUCUACAUCCGGGUAAAACAAUCUACGAAUGCGAAUUUUGCAAAAAGGAAAAAGAAAAAAAGACGGUUCCAUUCUGUACGAAUUUUGCCAAAGAACUUCGUGCUCACCUGCUGGAAGCUCACAUUGAAGACUUUCCUACACCAAAUGAUGCGAACAACUAUACAAAUAACAUUUUUAAACCAAAUUAAUAAAGAAAAA
This is a messenger RNA of Mycetomoellerius zeteki, 3079 nucleotides long. RefSeq names its product zinc finger protein 808. The record is from RefSeq and is a predicted model, not a curated record. Gene Ontology annotation, cellular component: nucleus. Bases 13 to 3069 code for a protein of 1018 amino acids. Gene Ontology annotation, molecular function: DNA-binding transcription activator activity, RNA polymerase II-specific; RNA polymerase II cis-regulatory region sequence-specific DNA binding; zinc ion binding. NCBI's taxonomy places the organism in Eukaryota, Metazoa, Arthropoda, Insecta, Hymenoptera, Formicidae. The transcript has 8 exons. Gene Ontology annotation, biological process: regulation of transcription by RNA polymerase II.